Molecule: messenger RNA, 441 nt
Organism: Paraphaeosphaeria sporulosa
Lineage: Eukaryota; Fungi; Ascomycota; Dothideomycetes; Pleosporales; Didymosphaeriaceae
Product: ssDNA binding protein-like protein
Exons: 2
Coding region: 1-441 (146 amino acids)
Biological process (GO): positive regulation of helicase activity; mitochondrial DNA replication
Cellular component (GO): mitochondrial nucleoid
Molecular function (GO): single-stranded DNA binding
Source: RefSeq, a predicted model, not a curated record
AUGUUCGCCCGCACCUUCCGCGCCGCCGCGCCCAGCGCCAGCCGCGCCUUCAGCACCACGCCCCGCGCGUCGCUCGCGCGCAUGUCCAUCGUCGGCCGUCUGGGCGUCGCGCCCGAGGAAGUCACCGUGUCCGGCGACCGCACGCUCGUGCGCUACGUGAUUGGCACCUCGUACGGCAAGGGCGACAAGGAGAAGACGAGCUGGUUCCGUGUGGCUAGCUUCGUCGAGGGCAAGCAGAAGGAGUACCUCCUGAGCGUGCCCAAGGGGAGUUUGCUGUAUGUGGAUGCGGAUGCGCGGAUGGAUAGUUAUACCGAUGCCGAGGGGAACAAGAGGAGUAAUUUGAGCUUGAUUGCGCGCAACUUCGAUGUCAUUUCCAAGCCGAGGAACGAGGGUGUCGAUGUCAACGAGGAGGGCCUCGUCCAGGAACACGGCUCUGGUUAA